Messenger RNA from Protopterus annectens (West African lungfish), 2893 nucleotides. It is a transcript of the gene SNAPC2, whose product is annotated as small nuclear RNA activating complex polypeptide 2. Bases 22 to 1290 code for a protein of 422 amino acids. The transcript has 5 exons. NCBI's taxonomy places the organism in Eukaryota, Metazoa, Chordata, Ceratodontiformes, Protopteridae. Gene Ontology annotation, biological process: snRNA transcription. The record is from RefSeq and is a predicted model, not a curated record. Gene Ontology annotation, molecular function: RNA polymerase II general transcription initiation factor activity. Gene Ontology annotation, cellular component: nuclear body.
AAAGGAGCAUAUUUUUAAAGCAUGAAGCCACCUGAGAGGAGACGCUCUGCGCCAUCGAGAUACAUCUUUCAAUCUGCACAGAAGAAGCAGCAGCAUCGGUAUGUGAGAUACAGCCAGUGGAGUGCCAAAGAAAAGCACAUCCUGUUGAGGGGUCUUAAGUCACAAACUGGAGUAAAGGAACUGAAUAUAGAGCAGCUGAAGCAAUACCUACCGAGAAAGACUGAAGCAGAGGUUGCUGCCUUCAUUCACCAGCUGAAAGGACGGGUAGCCAGAGAGGCUGCAAGGAAAGAAUAUGUUCGCCUUCUAGAAGAAAAGAGAAAAAGAGAAGCAAAGGCUCCUGCUCCCAUAGAGGUAUGGAUUAAGCUAGCAGCAGACGCAACUGGCAAGCUAGAGGAAGCAAUGACUGUUGCAUUCUCACAGAUGUUGACUAUUGCUGCAACAGAGCCAGUGAGUUUGCGUCAUUCUGUCCCAAGCAAGCCUACAAAAGUAACAGAAAAGAAAGUGGUUCAGGAGGAAGUUUCUGGCACACAGGAAAAAGAGACCUCAUCUACUCAGCCGUCUGCAGUGACUGCCAUUAGCCAAACUCCUGAUGCUCCUAUUCAAGGUGCUGGUGAACAAACAUCUAACCCGAGCUCAGAAGCAAGCAUGAAACAGCACAGUGAAGUGGAAGUCUCCGAAAAGAGUGCAGGUGUUGAUAAAGAAGACUCAGAAUUUACAGUGGACUUUGAAAAGAUCUACCACUACUUCUCAGCCCUUGCAAGAGGGAUAAAACUCCCCACACUAUCCAGUUUUGAGUCUGCUGUUCUGUUUGACCUCUUGAUGUCCCUUCCUGAAGAGCUUCCCAAGCUGGACUGUUACGGUCUACAGUGUCAGACGCAUCAAGCCUACAGCAAACUAACCACGCCACAGAACUUGUGUGGUACUCCUGACCAGGAUUCCGGACCUUGUAGAAGUUCACACCAGGCACAAGAUGUAGCUCCUUUGACUGGUAUGGAAGAUUGCUCCAAAGGUAAUGCUGCUGAGGAAGACAAAACACAAAGACUAACCCACAUUGGACAGGAUACAAGUCGGAAGCUGCCUAAAACUGUGCAGAUGUCACUGAGCAGUCCUGUUACAUCUGCUCAGACUCUCUCUGACCAUGCUUCUUCCCAGCAGAAUCUGCAAAGUGGCACUCAGCAUUUGACAGGCCACAAGAACAUUUCCUGGAAGGAUGUUGAUGUUUGCCCUUUGAAUCCUUUCAUGCUGCCUUUGAAACUUUUGGCACGUGGUACAACAGAAGCAGAUCUGUAAAGUGUGUGUGUGUGUAAACAUGAGAGAGAGCACUUGCUUGUGUGUGUAUGCUUGUAUAGCUGUCAUUUAUUUAUGUAUGUAUGUAGUGUAAAUAUUUGUUUAUUGCAAGUCUGCAGAAUGGUAGUUGCUUUGUAAGAAAAAUAUUUUGUUACAUAUGAGAAUUAUUUUGGUACUUAUUACUGAGUACUUUUUGAGGUGCUUCUUGCCCUUAUUUUUUCUGACUGUCAGAUCUUCCCUUAUCAGACUUGAGUGCUUUCUUUUCAUUGUUCUGGGUAUCUCCGUACAAGUCAGUCUUAUCCUGAGGGGCCCAUCAUUCAUGCUACCAUAAGGAUUAUUUUUUGUACCUCUUUCUGUGCCCCAUCCUCCACUUUAGAUGCCAUUAAGGGAGUACAUCCUCAUCCCUUAACCUGAGAGUCUGGUUUACUCCUUAGAUUGGAGCCUGUGGCGAUUGUACCUAAUUCUGUUGACCAGGAACUGAAUGGCUGUCUCCUAGUCUGCAGCCCAUAUUAUGCCAGGUGCUGACAGUGAAGGUGUUUCUGUAUCAUCCUUUCCAUGCACCAGAUGGCUUAGUGAAUGCCCGAGUCACUGUUGAGCAUUUCUCUGUCCUCCCCUUACAUGUGAAUGCUCCUAUACCCUUGGGGACUGCCUUCUCCUGCUUGGGAGUCUCUAGCACGUAGCACCCAGUCUUCAGCCAUUUGUGUUGUGUAAGCCCUCUCCUCAGCUUGGUUCUUAAAUUUCUGACCUGCAUGAAUUCAGGUGAUCUGGAUUGUAAACUAGACUUUGUCCAUCUGUGCUGCAAAGCCAAGCAAGUAAAUUUUAUUUUGCCUACUUAAACUGGUUUAAUUUUUGUUGCUGUUGUGUUACUGACAGUCCUACAUGUAGACGUUUUCCAGAGAUUAUUGCAUGUCUCUGGUGAAUCUCGUAACUGAAAUGCAGAAUCAGUAAGUAUAAAUGUGAAGUUAAAUGUGGACAGAAGUGACUCAAAAAUAAGUGAUUUCCCCCAACACACAAGCUUAACCGUUCACCCCCCCCCCUCCCCCAAAAGAAAGGUGCUGUGGUGUCAUUUUACUGCUGGGGUGCCAAGAACAAAGUGUAGUUUAUAUUACUUGUACAACCAGUUGAGCUGUUUUUCUACUCUUCACAGAAGGCUGACUGUAUUUUGUAAUACAUAUAAUGUAGUUUGGUAAUGUCACUUCAGAGUGGCAGGCACUGUUGUUGGAAGUUGCUUCAAAGUAUACAAAUUAAUAUUUGGUAUCAUAGUGUUUCCACUGUUGUGAGAUAUUUGAGAAUUAAAAUGUUAAUAAAAGAACAAGAGCAAUAUAAAUAAAGUCAGUGAAGCAGACAGUGCUGAUUUGUGUUCCAUAUGUAUUCCACUAAAGCCAGGUCCAUACCUAUACAUGUUUACUUGGAAUAGUUGAGUGUGUCUGAAAAAGCUUGUUGGAGUAGAAAAGCAGAUUUAUAUAAACCAGUAAGUUCUGGAGCGUAAUGGUUCUCAAACUGUAAUUUCCUUAACAGAGCCCUGCUGACCCUUGAAAAGUCUAAGUUUGAAUGUACAUAGUGUAUUUUUUUCUAUAAUAAUUAAAUGGUUUAAUUUUUAAUUUAA